Messenger RNA from Eimeria tenella, 271 nucleotides. RefSeq lists its product as uncharacterized. The transcript has a single exon. The annotation marks the transcript as partial. Lineage: Eukaryota; Apicomplexa; Conoidasida; Eucoccidiorida; Eimeriidae. Gene Ontology annotation, molecular function: DNA-binding transcription factor activity. The record is from RefSeq and is a predicted model, not a curated record. Gene Ontology annotation, biological process: regulation of DNA-templated transcription.
GUAUCGGCCCGCGCACCUGCUGCGGCCGAAGCGGGUGAGCGUAGCAGCAGACUACUUUGCUGCUGCUGCUCCUUGCAUGUUUUUCGAGAAGCUAAAUGAGUCUUGGGAAGUUUUAUUUUUCGAAAACAACAAAAGAAGCAGCAAACCCUUUCCCGUCAAGAAGUUCGGAGUUGCUGCAGCAAAGCAAAAGGCCACCCAGUUCGCCAUACAAAUGCAGGUGCAGCAGCAGCAGCAGCAGCAGCAGCAGUGGCAGCAGCAGCAGAUGCGGUAG